AUGGCAACGGCAUGUCAUGAGUCGGUGUUUCUUGGGCAAGGAUUAUUUUUCAGUCCUGCUCCCAAGGCAAUAACUGGGAGCGAAUUGGAUGCAAUGGCACAGUUGCGGGUGGCGCAGAGAGGAGCCAGCCCCGCGGUAGCCAUGGGCGGGAGAAUGAAGGCGGAAGGCCCUGGUCGUCUCAAUAUUAGACCCUUCAUGCGGCACUGGACGUCUGAUAGCUUGACACUUAGGUUUGUUUCGUUUGGUGACCAACGUUGUCUGUCUAUUGAGAGUGGAAUGGGGGGCGAAGUUCCUGAUUGUGGUAGAAAACUGUCCAGCGAAUUCAACCAUCGAAUGUUAGAAUCAUGUUGCAAAUGCAAAACUAGGUAG
Molecule: messenger RNA, 369 nt
Organism: Ostreobium quekettii
Lineage: Eukaryota; Viridiplantae; Chlorophyta; Ulvophyceae; Bryopsidales; Ostreobiaceae
Source: the annotation of a GenBank genome assembly